This is a messenger RNA of Olea europaea var. sylvestris, 1208 nucleotides long. RefSeq names its product PHD finger protein ING2-like. The record is from RefSeq and is a predicted model, not a curated record. NCBI's taxonomy places the organism in Eukaryota, Viridiplantae, Streptophyta, Magnoliopsida, Lamiales, Oleaceae. Gene Ontology annotation, cellular component: nucleus. Bases 115 to 897 code for a protein of 260 amino acids. The transcript has 7 exons.
GAUACGGCAUCGUUUCACUCACUAAUCCCACCCCCUCCCCUCCCCCCCUUUUCCCCGUGAAUUUUCUCUGCUCUGUUUGCAGUGCGGAACCCUAGAAGCAACAAUUAACUCAACAUGGCCAUAGCAAGAACCGGUGUUUACGUCGACGACUAUUUGGAGUAUUCGAGUACGUUACCCGCGGAGCUUCAGAGAUUGCUCAAUACUAUUCGAGAACUGGAUGACCGAUCCCAAGCAAUGAUAAACCAGACAAGGCAGCAAACCAAGUACUGUUUGGGAUUGGCAUCUCAAGGAUAUGGGGGCUUAUUCUCUAAGAAAUAUGGUGUCAACAGCGAUGAAGACAAUGAAACAUUUGAAAAGCUUCAAAAAGAUAUUGAGGCCAACCAGGACAGUGCACUCGGUCUCUGCACUGAAAAGGUUCUAUUGGCCCGACAAGCAUAUGAUCUUAUAGAUAGCCACAUAAAACGACUUGAUGAGGAUCUGAACUACUUUGCAGAAGAUCUGAAACAAGAAGGAAAAUUAGCACCAGAUGAUCCAGUUGUACUACCUCCAUUACCUUUAGUUCCCAAAAAUGAAAAACGCAAAUAUCUUUAUGGAACUCCUCAGUCAAAGAGGUUUGACUACAGGGAUCGGGAUUGGGACAGGGAGCGUGAUAGAGAUUUUGAGCUUAUGCCUCCUCCGGGGAGCCUUAAAAAGGAUUUUUCUUCACCUGUCGAGCUUGAUCAACCUAUUGAUCCAAAUGAACCUACCUACUGCGUCUGUCAUCAGGUAUCUUUUGGUGAUAUGAUUGCUUGCGACAAUGAAAAUUGCCAAGGGGGCGAAUGGUUUCAUUAUGCUUGUGUUGGCUUGACACCAGAGACGAGAUUUAAAGGAAAGUGGUAUUGCCCAACUUGUAGAUAAUUACCACACUGAUACUUCCUCCUUUAGAGAGGCAACAACUGAAGAGACAAAGAAAGCUCUGAUUGAAGGAUUGACAUUUGAAAUUGCUUCUUGGAGGAACUGGAGUAAAUUCUGUAGAAUUUAUUGUCUGAAAACAAUUGCUUGGAGCAGUUCUUUUGAUUGUCAUUACAAAUGGUUUUAAUUCUUUGUGAUGUGUGCCAAUUGAGAGCUGUAAUGUUCAGUUGAGAUUAUUUCGACAAUUAUGCUAUCAAAAACUUGCGAUAAGAGUGAAUUUGCAACCUCUAAGCUUUCUGAGCUAUGGACUUUAUUAA